CCAGGCCCGGCGGACGCGCCGUGACUGCGACCGGAGCUGGACACCGGCGUGGGCCUCGCCGCCGCCCUCCGCUUCCUGCCCUUCUGCUCUGAGCGGUUACCCCCCGAGCGGAGGCGGCCGUACCGGGGCUUCCCAGCCGAUGGGCCGCCGCUGGACGCGCUGAGGGGCCGGGCGACGAGCGGCCGAGAAAAUGAUGCAUCCUGUUGCCAGCAGUAAUCCAGUAUUCUGUGGGCCUGGCAAACCUUCCUGCCUCAGUGAAGAUGCCAUGAGAACGGCUGAUCAGUUUGACAUAUAUGCCUCCCAGCAGAGCAAAUACAGCCACACAGUCAGCCACAAACCAAUGGUUUGUCAGAGGCAAGACCCAUUAAAUGAAACACAUUUGCAGACUACAAGUGGCAGAAGCAUAGAGAUAAAAGACGAACUAAAGAAAAAGAAAAAUCUCAAUCGAUCUGGUAAGCGUGGCCGGCCUUCAGGAACCACCAAAUCAGCAGGAUACCGGACCAGCACAGGCAGACCCCUGGGAACGACCAAAGCAGCUGGAUUUAAGACAAGUCCAGGCAGACCUUUGGGUACAACUAAGGCAGCAGGAUACAAAGUCAGCCCAGGGAGACCUCCAGGAAAAAAGCAGCAAGCCUUCAGGUGUUCCAGCGAUGCCUGACACAAUGAGCUGGACUUUAUGCUGCUCUUUACAGUAAGAGGGGUUGUAUUGUAUGUGGGGACUGUGUGCACUGGCAUCUUAAAAGACAGUGACCUCAACACAACAGCUUUGCACAAACCAUAGAGCAAUGUGGGAUGACUACAUAACCGGUUGUAACAUUCUGGCAGCUAAAUUGCUACACAAGAAUUUCUUCUUGCAGAAGCUUAGAAUAUAAAACUUGUAAUAAUUUUCUCAGAACAAUAUAACUUCUGGCACAUACAAAUGUUGCAUUUUUACUCAUGCAUUUGUCUGUUCACUUUCCUUCUGUGUCUGUCCUUGAGCUAUUUUUCAAGCUAAUGUGCAGUACUUGGCUGCUUAGCAGUGGUCUUUCAAGCUAGUUCCUUAGACAGGUGUUUAAUUCAAUGUUCUAUGGAGACUAAUUUACACCACUGUCAGGAAUUGGGUUGCACAUUGUGUUUUACAGUAAGUCCAUUUAACAUUGCUCUUCCAGCCUAUUUUCAUUCCUGAUUCUGUUAAACACACGCUCUAUCCUUUCCUAUGUUCAUUCCACUCCCCAAUCCUUCAGCACAUCUACUCUGGUGCUGUGCUGUGUGUCAGAAGUUAACACAGGUGUACUGUUGUAUGAUGGAUUUUGUAUACUUGUUAAUGAGAUGACGAAAUCAACUAAAGGAGGCGUGUUCAUAAUAGUGUUUAUUAUCAGAAGCUGUCCCAGGAAAAAGGAACGAAUGGCUACAGUUGGGAAUGGAUAACAUCGUUUAAAAAUCUGGAUUUACUGUUCAUGUGAGCAGUUACUGAAAUAUUAGACCCCUACACUGCUGCGCAUCUCCUGAUUCCACUUCCUUGUUUCCUUGUGAACAGUUUACUGGUGCCAUGCUGAAGAGAAAGACAUCUAAGUGAUUACAUGAAGUCUUAAAGUAUAAAAUAGUUCUACUUCUACAUAAUCUAAAGACUACAAUGUGCAUCUUUUGUAACACUGUGUCUUGUCAUGAUAAACACUGAAAUAGCAUGUUAAACAGUUGCCUAUACUUUACUAUAAUCAGUGGAGGAAAACUGGCCUUUUCCUCCCUCCAUUCUUCCUUGAAAGGUAAAUUGCUAAUUUUAUACUGUGUAAUUCUGUUUUUCACAAAAUAGGUUUCACUGUUAUAUAUUAAAACUGUCGGUCAGAAAUGAUCUUCUACUCAAGUAAGUUUGCUUUUUUUUUCUUUUAAAAAUACUUUGACAUGCCUUAUUUAUUACUAUUACUAUAACCAAUAAGGAGCUAAUAUGGAUAAAUUUCCACUUUUUGACAGAUAUAACCUUGAGUAAUCUUUAAUAUGGGAUGGUUUUGAUACUAUCUUUGGAGUUUUGAACUGGAUACUAAAAAAUUACUGGCACAGUGUAUUGGCAAAAACAGUAUCUGGUUUAAUUUUUAAUAUUGGGGGCAUUUUUUAAACCUGUGUUUCAAUUAGACUGAAAAUUCAUGAUUUUUAUUUACUUUUUAAGAGAAAUGUCUGUCAAAAUAAUAUGUACUCAUUCCAAGCUGAUGUUGGUGUGAAUUUGCAUGUGUAUUUCCAUGAGGCAGUAGUUUUUUUGAGUUAAGGGAGACAAAAAGAAAACCACAUAUGAAUCCAUUUAUUAGGUAAAGGGUGAUUCACCCAGCGUAAGAAUUAUCACAGUGUGUGAGUUAAAAAGUAA
Messenger RNA from Perognathus longimembris pacificus (Pacific pocket mouse), 2332 nucleotides. RefSeq names its product chromosome 25 C5orf24 homolog (gene C25H5orf24). The transcript has 3 exons. Bases 191 to 658 code for a protein of 155 amino acids. Lineage: Eukaryota; Metazoa; Chordata; Mammalia; Rodentia; Heteromyidae. The record is from RefSeq and is a predicted model, not a curated record.